Messenger RNA from Caenorhabditis bovis, 1569 nucleotides. Lineage: Eukaryota; Metazoa; Nematoda; Chromadorea; Rhabditida; Rhabditidae. The record is from the annotation of a GenBank genome assembly.
AUGCUUAAAAGGAAUGUUGCGCGAACGUUGAUUUCGAUAAGAUCAAAAGGAAUUUCGGCCGAAGAUCAUAAUGUUGUCACAAAGGAAGCACUGAGAUUAAUGACAAAACCCGAAAAAGAAGAGACGGAAGUUCAGAAAGUCGCCAAUGAAUCGACAGUGUUUCGUCCGCCGUAUUAUCGUAUCGCACAUGAAAAUUUAAAAGAGGCGAAACACAUUUUACAAGAAGAAUUUCCGAAUGCUGGAGACGCUUCUGGAGCUGGUGUACGUCUUUAUGAUUAUUAUAAAACCGCCGAAAUUGUGCAUUCAUUGCCGACGAUCAAAGAGAAAAUCGAUUUUGUCUCACCUUAUGAGCGACCGUGGACACGAGCGGAAAAAACGUGGAGAAGAGAUUGGCAUCCAUCAUUAAUGGCGACGAGAAAAGCUUGGGGAAUUCCAGUCACUCCGAUGUACUUCGAUACUUUUCAUUAUUAUCAAAAUUUGACGAAGACAAGAGUUGAACAUGGAUCGCUUGAUGAGUAUUAUCAUGGGUUAAGGCCGCCAACACAAGAAUUUAAUAAUAGCUUUAUUAGUACAUUAGACUCUAUGGGAUUUGGAGAUGGCAUGGAGUUUGAUGACGAGAAAACACAGAAACUUCUCGGGGCCAUGAUUGACGAUGCAAUGGGCGGAAUCGCGCACAAUGUUUCACGUCUUGCUGAUCAACGUGUUGCUUAUGACGUCGCCAGUGAAGCAUUCUGGAUUCGCAGCGGAUUCGCAUUCCUCUACAACGAGCCUGAGAAGGGAACCGGAGAGGAGAAGAAGAGGAUCUUCAAUUUUCCGAAAUACAUUGGCGACGAUCGUAGAAAACUUGGCGAGCUUGCGUUUGUGCAUCGCGACAAAUUGGCAGCGCAGGUGCGCAGUCGUGAUCCGCUCACUCCGUACUUCCCAUUGGAUUCUGAGGACGCGAAAUUGCCAGUGUUCGAUGAGAAUAUGCUGUCGGAAUGGUUGCAGUACUCGCCCAAGGUGUACAACUUCUGGCCGGAUUCACAGCCACUAUGGCAGUGUCCUGGAUAUCAUGCGGAUUCUGAUGAGUCGCACUCCUAUGGAGUUCUUGCCGUCAAAUCAUUGAGGCCGUUGAGGCAGCGAGUUGCCUAUUGGAUGGGAUGGGAGAAUGACAAAGAUAUUGAUGAUGUCGAAGAAGCCAAGCAAAUGUUUGAUGAAGCUGCAAGAUCUCAAGCCGUUGUGUCGCUCUUCACCACAUUGUGUGCCCAGGCGCAUUGUCACGGAUUCACCCAAUAUACUGACGUUACAAGGCCGUUCACUUCACAAUUAAUCCUUUCUGAUGGAAUCAAUUUCUAUUUCGCCGUUGGCCAAUUAAACACAUUGGCUAUUAACAUUGAAUGCGAAGGAUUCGUUAAUCCGAAGAGCAAUUUUGUCCGAAUUGAAGGACCGUUCCGUCUUUUCAAUUUGUACGAUACUGAGGAAGGAUACAAGACUGCUGAGGUGUCCGAGGAGACGAAAGAAGUCAAAGUGAGCAAUUCGCUCAAUCAUAAAGUGCUAGAACGAAUCACUCAGAUGCUUAUGAAGCAAUAA